AUGGCUAGCAUUAAACCACCAAAGCCGUUGCUCGUCAACAACGAUAUAGACAUGGCAAGCGAAUGGUCCGAUUGGAUAGAUGAGUACAAUAACUAUUUCAUUGCCGCGAAAAUAAACGCGGAAACGGCAGAAGUGCAAGUGGCAAACUUGCGAGCAUCGUUAGGCAGAGAUGCUAACAAAGUCUUAAAAAAUUUGGGCUUAAGCAGUGAACAAUUAAAAAAUAUAGAACACAUUAAGAGAAAGUUAACCGAACAUUUUGCGCCGCCUAAAAAUAAAACGUACGAAAGAUGCCAAUUUCAUCGCAUCAAGCAGCAACCGAAUGAAUCAUUCGAAGAUUUUCUACAAAAACUCAGAGAGCAAGUAAGACAUUGCUCCUACGGGGAAAAUAUGGAUGAAUUUAUAAUGGACCAAAUAGUGCUAGGUAUUUGUUCAGAUGCCACGCGACAAAAGUUGUGGAUCGAAGAAAAUUUGACAUUAGAAAAAACAAAAAAAAUUUGCAGAGCUGCUGAGAGGGCGGGAAAACAAAUAUCAGAGCUUAGUAAUGAAGCCAGCAUCAACGCAAUAAAUGUUCGCGGAGACCGCGAGAAAGUCUUCCAGUGCAGUCGUUGCGGUUUGGAACAUGGGCUUCGUUGUUGUCCGGCAUUCGGAAAAGAGUGUCGUGCGUGUGGCUACAAAGGUCACUUUGAAAAAAUGUGCAAAGCCAGAAAUGAAAAAAAGAACAGGAAUGGUAACAGAAACGUAAAAAAAGGUAAAGGCGCGAAAUCUAAGAGAGUUCACGUACUACAACAAAUGGAUGAUAGCGAAAGCUAUGAAACGGAGAGCGAAUGUGGAGAUUUUAAGUACGUGAAUGUUAUACACACCUAUAGGGAAAAUAAACAAUGCUACGGAAAAUGGCAUGCAAUGGUUAAAGUUGGGUCGCAUACGUUGAACCUUAAACUAGAUACCGGUGCAGAUUGUAAUGUGCUUCCAUUAAAAGAAGCAAAACGGUUAAGUGCUAAAAUUGUAAACUCGGGCACAAAGCGGCUUGUUGCAUAUAAUGAACAAACAAUAAAUGUAAUCGGUGAAACAACAUUACACUGUAAAGCACCGAAAAAUAGUGCACGUGUCGUGUUUAAAAUCGUGCGCGAAAAUCUUCAACCUAUACUGGGUCGCGAAUGGUGUGAACAACUCGGUUUCAUUGUACGUGUUAACGAAUUAAAAAGCAACCAUACACAAGUGGUUAGCAAAAACUCACAGACCUUAGGGUGUUGCAAAGACUUUAAGUACGACAUUGAUUUUAUAGAGAAUCCUAAGUUUAAGAUUAUUCCGGCCAGGAGAAUUCCAUAUUCUUUGCGCGAUGACGUAAAAAAAGAACUUAACAAUAUGGUAAAAUUGAAAGUAAUCGAACCAAUAAGCGAACCAACACCUUCCGUCAGCCCAAUGGUGAUUGUAAAAAAGGGCACUAAAAUCCGUAUUUGUAUGGAUCCAACCGAGCUAAAUAAAAAUAUUAAGCGCAGGCACUUCCCUUUAAAAACGGUGGAAGAAAUAGCAUCCAGAAUUGCGGGCAGCAAAUAUUUCACAAAGCUUGACUGCCAAAAGGGGUUUUGGCAGUUAAAAGUGACAGACAGAACAUCAAAAUAUCUUACAUUCGCUACGCCAUGGGGUCGUUUUAGAUAUUUACGCUUGCCAUUUGGGAUAUCGUCGGCACCUGAAGUGUUUUCUGAAGUAAUGAGUCGAACGUUAGAAAAUAUACCAAACUGCGAGGUAGCAAUGGACGACAUUUUUCUGCAUGCACCAACAGAAACUGAACUUCGAAGGCUCACAAAAACGGUCACCGAUCGUCUACAUAAAUCUGGUUUUACGCUAAAUAACGAUAAAUGUGAAUACAACAAAAAAUUCAUGAAAUUCUUAGGACACAUCUUCACUGAGAGUGGAUAUAAAGCAGACAGCGAUAAAAUUGAUGCCAUCACGCGUCUCAAAGCACCAAAAAACGUCAAGGAGUUGCAGCGCGUAUUAGGUAUGUUAAAUUACCUCGGAAAAUUUAUUAAAAGUUUGUCUGAGCUUACAGAUCCCCUUAGAAGCUUACUACUCAAAGACAAUGCUUGGUUCUGGGGUCCUGAACAGGAAAAAGCUUUUAAUGCAAUUAAAAAAGCCUUAACAACAACACCAGUGCUCGCAUAUUACCAUGCUAACAAGCCAGUGAAAUUAUCUGUUGACGCUAGUAGUAAAUCAAUGGGGGCAUGUUUGAUGCAAGACGAUCAGCCAGUCGCAUACGCCACGCGUUCCUUUACUAAGUCACAGCAGAAUCACCCACAACUUGUAAAAGAAGCAAUGGCGAUUCGAUUUGCCUGCAAUAAAUUCCAUGAGUAUGUUUAUGGUAAAGACUUAGUAAUCGAAACUGACCAUAAGCCACUCGAAACUAUUUUCAAAAAAGCUUUGCAUAACGCACCUUUACGACUACAAAGAAUCUUAUGGGACAUAAUUCAAUAUGCACCGAAAGUAAUUUACGUAAAAGGUUGUAAGAUACCAAUCGCUGACACACUUAGUCGCGACUGCGAGCCAAACGAGGUUGAGGAAGAAGAAGAAUAUCAAGUCAACGUCACAAUAUCCAAUUCCAUGGAUGAGCAUCUCUAUAAGCUUUUCGUCGAUGAAACAGAAAAAGAUUCGGAGCUACAAAUGCUUAAAACUGUCGUUCUUAACGGUUGGCCAGAAACCGGUCAAAAAUUACCGGCAGCCAUAAAAAAAUAUGCCACUGUUAAAGAUGAAAUCAUUUUCGACGGUGGGUGUCUGUUUAAAGGCAACAAAAUCAUAGUCCCGAAAUCGCUUAUUAUAAAGAUAUUACCACAAAUUCAUUCCGGACACAUAGGCUUAACCAAGGCUUUAGAAAGAGCUCGACAAUCCUUAUACUGGUAUGGGCAAUCUACGGAUAUAAAGAACUUUAUAGACAAAUGCGCUGCAUGCCAGCAAACGCAAAAAGCGAAUGUGAAAGAGCCAACCAUUAUUAAACAAAUACCACAAUAUCCAUUUCAAAUAGUGUCUUCGGAUAUUUUUCACUACAAAGGCUACGAGUACUUGUUAAUAGCUGAUCAGUAUUCAGGGUUCUUUGAUUUUAAACAACUGAAGUCGUCAACAGCAACGGAAGUCAUUAUUUGCUUACGACAGUGGUUCUCAACACAUGGCAUUCCAGAGGUCUUCGAAAGUGAUGGCGGCCCGCAGUACACGGCAAAUAAAUUUAAGGAAUUUUCAAAGGAAUGGGGAUUCAAACAUCGAUUUUCUUCACCGCAUUAUCCUAGGUCGAAUGAUGGCUCAGACAUUUACAAAGGGCUUCUAACGCUGCGUAAUACCGACCGUAAUGCUAAAUUAAAAUCACCAGCUCAGCGUUUAUUUAGUCGUGUCACCAGAUCAACCAUCCCGACAGACAUAACCCAACUAAUACCAAAGGUAGUGCCAAAGGUUCCGGAAGAACUCUUUCGAUUACGUUGCAGCCAAAAACAAUAUGCAGACCGGGGCGCUAGUCAAAGACCAAAGCUGAAAACAGGUGAAAAAGUAUUGCUACAGAAGGGACAUCGUGAAUGGAUACCAGCAAAAGUAAUAUCCGAAACGCAAUAUCCCCGUUCCGUUAUAGUACAAACUGAAAGCGGAGCGAUUUAUCGCCGAAACAAUCACCACUUGCGCAAAACUGGAGCUACUAUUCCCGAUGCGGAGACAAGCGCUGAGACACGCGAGACUGACAGCCAGCAAGCCUCCAGUAAACCAAUAGAAGAGCUUUCAAACGAACCUGCAGUAUCGAGCGGCGAACUAACGCCAAGUAUCAGCUCGCCAACUAUCCGAACGCGAAGUGGACGCGUGGUAAAGCCGGUACAAAGAUAUGGACAUACUCAUACUUACUGA
This is a messenger RNA of Rhagoletis pomonella (apple maggot), 3870 nucleotides long. RefSeq lists its product as uncharacterized. Gene Ontology annotation, molecular function: nucleic acid binding. The transcript has 2 exons. The record is from RefSeq and is a predicted model, not a curated record. The coding region runs from base 1 to 3870 and encodes 1289 amino acids. Gene Ontology annotation, biological process: DNA integration. Lineage: Eukaryota; Metazoa; Arthropoda; Insecta; Diptera; Tephritidae.